AUGCCGGGUGGAGUUGCAGCGGUCUGGCAGCAUGCCGGGUGGAGUUGCAGAGGUCUGGCAGCAUGCCGGGUGGAGUUGCAGAGGUCUGGCAGCAUGCCGUGUGGAGUUGCAGAGGUGUCGUUGGAAGACGGGAACGCUGCUGUUAUUUAUGAUCCCGCCUUCUGGGGGCCGGUCACUCUCCAGGAAGCCAUUGAGGACAUGGGAUUUGUGUCGGCUCCGGUUAGUUUACAUCCACAAGCUGUACCUACAGACAGUCUCGUAUUUCACCUCUCCCAGGAUCAGGCUGGGGAGCGGACCUGCCCGGAUCUGCUGGCACUGAAGGGGGUUCUGGAUGUGACGGGGGAGGGGAGCGUGCUCCGUGUGACUUUUAUACCGUCACUUGUCAGUGCUGACACCAUGAUUCAGAGGUUCCCGGCCCUGAGCCUAGACGCCCCGAACCCCAGCCAAGAAUCUGCUCCGGACGUUGUCCUGCUGAAGAUGAAGGUGGAGGGCAUGACCUGCCAUUCCUGCGUCAGUACCAUCGAAGGCAAAAUCGGGAAGCUGCAAGGCGUGCAACGCAUCAAAGUGUCCCUGGAUAACCAGGAAGCUCACAUCCUCUUCCAGCCGCACCUCAUCACGCCGGACGAGAUCCGGAGCCAAAUCCAAAAAGCCGGGUUUUCGGCAUCGCUGAAGAGCAAGCCGCUCGCCAAGCUGGGGAAGAUCGACGUCGGCCGACUGACCACUGCACAGGUGAAUGGUAACGGGGACGUGUCCCAGCCAAGACCAAAGCCGCAUACUGACCUAACCAGAGCCGUCUUCCAAGUAGAAGGCAUGCACUGCAAAUCAUGUGUUGUGAACAUUGAAGGCGGCAUGGCGUCUCAUGCCGGGGUGACCGGGGUGGAAGUGUCGUUAGAGAAACGAUCCGCAGUGAUCACUUAUCAUCCAAAUCUCACCAAUUCCGAUGCACUGUGCAGAGCGAUGGAAGCGUUGUCUCCGGGGACCUUCAGAGUGACUCUGGACUCUGUCCCCAGAACCACCGGAACCGCCUCCCAAACCCCUUCCAAGAGGACCAAUCCCGAGAGUCCACCCCAGAUCACCGUCAUUACCAUUCAAGGGAUGACCUGCAAUUCAUGUGUCCAGUCCAUUGAGGGUCUGAUCUCACAGAAGCCGGGUGUCAGGUCUAUUCGGGUGUCACUGGGAGAUGGGACGGGGACUGUGGAGUAUGACCCGGCCGUCACCAGUCCGGAGACCCUCCGAGACGCUAUUCAGGACAUGGGAUUUGAUGCCUCUCUAGCUGAAGGAAUGACAUCUGUCACCUCAUUGGAUCCCCCCCGGAAACCUCCGCACCCUUCUUCCCAAGAAAUGCCUGUGAAGAGCAAGCAGGAGAGCAGCACAAGCAACAAGUGUUUCAUUCGGGUCUCCGGCAUGACGUGCGCUUCCUGUGUCGCCAACAUAGAGAGAAAUCUUCGCAAGGAGGACGAAGGAAUGACAUCUGUCACCUCAUUGGAUCCCCCCCGGAAACCUCCGCACCCUUCUUCCCAAGAAAUGCCUGUGAAGAGCAAGCAGGAGAGCAGCACAAGCAACAAGUGUUUCAUUCGGGUCUCCGGCAUGACGUGCGCUUCCUGUGUCGCCAACAUAGAGAGAAAUCUUCGCAAGGAGGACGGUAUACAUUCCGUCCUGGUGGCUCUGAUGGCGGGGAAGGCCGAGGUCCGGUACAACCCGGUGCUCAUACAGCCGGCGGCCAUUGCUGAGCUCAUUCAGGAGCUGGGAUUCGAGGCCUCUGUGAUUGAGAACUGUGAUGAAGGAGAUGGAGUGCUGGAACUGGUGGUUCGGGGGAUGACGUGCGCCUCCUGUGUACAUAAGAUCGAGUCUUGUCUGAUGAAAACCAAAGGAGUUCUGUACGGUUCUGUUGCUCUCGCCACCAAUAAAGCUCACAUGAAAUAUGACCCGGAGAUGAUUGGACCGAGAGAUCUCAUGAAGAUUAUUGAUGAUUUAGGAUUUAAAACGUCGUUGGUUAAAAGAGAUCGAUCUGCCAGCCACCUGGAUCACAGGGGGGAGAUACAGAGGUGGAAACAAUCGUUUCUGAUCAGUUUAAUAUUUUGUAUCCCUGUCAUGGGAUUAAUGAUCUACAUGAUGUUCAUGGACAGUGAUCACAUGAUGCCUCACCACCACAACAUGACCAUGGAUGACAUAACUACCUACCAUCCGACCAUGGUGCUGGAGUACCAGGUCAUGCCAGGACUCUCCAUCAUGAACCUCCUGUCCUUUCUGCUGUGUAUACCUGUACAGUUUUUAGGAGGCUGGUACUUCUACAUACAAGCAUACAAGGCUCUGAAACAUAGAACAGCCAACAUGGACGUGCUGAUUGUCCUGGCCACCUCCAUCGCCUUCAUCUAUUCCCUGGUGAUCCUUCUGGUGGCCGUGUGUGAGAAAGCCAAAGUCAACCCCGUCACCUUCUUCGACACGCCGCCCAUGCUCUUCGUCUUCAUCGCUCUGGGACGGUGGCUGGAACACCUAGCCAAGAGCAAAACGUCGGAAGCUUUGUCCCGUCUGAUCUCCCUGCAGGCCACAGAGGCCACAAUUGUCACGUUGGGCCCCGACAACUCUGUCCUCAGUGAGGUUCCGGUGGACGUGGAGCUGGUUCAGCGCGGAGACAUUGUGAAGGUGACACCCGGAGGCAAGUUCCCUGUGGACGGACGCGUGAUUGAAGGCCACUCCAUGGUGGAUGAAUCUCUCAUCACUGGUAAAGAUACCGACAUAGAGGGGGAGUGCCGGG
Messenger RNA from Nanorana parkeri, 2755 nucleotides. Its product is annotated as copper-transporting ATPase 1-like. Gene Ontology annotation, molecular function: copper ion binding; P-type divalent copper transporter activity. The annotation marks the transcript as partial. Gene Ontology annotation, cellular component: trans-Golgi network; membrane; perinuclear region of cytoplasm. The transcript has 12 exons. The record is from RefSeq and is a predicted model, not a curated record. NCBI's taxonomy places the organism in Eukaryota, Metazoa, Chordata, Amphibia, Anura, Dicroglossidae. Gene Ontology annotation, biological process: copper ion homeostasis.